Molecule: messenger RNA, 6384 nt
Organism: Aspergillus thermomutatus
Lineage: Eukaryota; Fungi; Ascomycota; Eurotiomycetes; Eurotiales; Aspergillaceae
Product: type I polyketide synthase
Exons: 7
Coding region: 1-6384 (2127 amino acids)
Biological process (GO): fatty acid biosynthetic process
Molecular function (GO): phosphopantetheine binding; 3-oxoacyl-[acyl-carrier-protein] synthase activity; fatty acid synthase activity
Source: RefSeq, a predicted model, not a curated record
AUGCUUACUUCAAACGUGAUUCUGUUUGAUAACAGCACAAGUGACCGCCUCUCGGUCCUCAGGAGGCUGAUUCACAAUCAUGAUAACCCUCUACUGGAGGCAUUCCUACGUCAGGCUGCCUUGCUCUUAAGAGACGAAGUGUCCCGACAACCCCAGCACAUCCAAGACCUGAUCCCGCGAUUUGCCAAUAUCAUUGAGCUCAUUGAACGCUCCCAUGACCAGAACUAUCCUAUUCUUGAAUAUGCGCUUCUCUGCAUAUAUCAGAUUGGUAGCCUCAUAGUUUAUUUCGGGAAUAGUUCUUGGAUAACGUCAGAAUCCGGAACUCCUCACAUUCUGGGCUUCGGAACGGGCCUCUUAGCAGCGACCGCCGUGGCAGUCUCAGGAGAUGCCACGGAAUUGUCGAAACUUGGACCCUUUGCAGUUGUUCUGGCCCUUAGACUCGGCAUCCACAUUCAACGCAUCGCGGAUUUUUAUAUCCCUAGAGGCGUCGACUCGAAAAGGGGCUAUGGCUCGAUGGUCAUCCGAGGCCUGUCGGAAUCAGAAGUAGGAGCUGUAAUUACACAGGGAGACAUAUCAAAGCUGCCAUCAUCAUCGCGACCCUAUGUGAAGGAGUCGUAUAAAGACGCAACAGUUAUCGCAGGACUACUCGAGACUCUGUUAACUCUAGCCAAGCUUCCCAUCCUGGAAGGCCACGUAACGCUUGUUACGUCGACAACUGGAUCUUUAGGUGCACCACAUCUCUACGGCGCCGAAGAUGUCCAGGAGAUCCUUCAGGGCUGGUGCGGUGAGGAAUACUUUAGAGGGAGGCAUCAGAAGAUGGCCGUAUCCACGCAGGAUAGAACAACAUCUACCAGCAAGGAUGCCUAUGAGUUGCUCACGGAGCACUUAUGGGACGUUCUAGCGAGAAAGGCCGUGUUUUCGGCCCUGUGCACCACAGCCACUGCUGGCCUGCAAGGUCAGGAGCGGAAACUUUUCACCUUUGGACGCAAUCCAGCGCUAGGUGACUUGCUCUCGGCUCUUCAACUAGAGGACUGCAGUGAUAUGCUGCAACCAGAGGCAGAGUCGACUGAUCUGAAGGCCGGAAAAGCUACCAAAAUUGCUAUCGUCGGUUAUUCAGGACGAUUCCCGGGAGCUAAGGAUGCAGAGCUCCUGUGGGAGUUGCUGAGAGAUGGCCGUGACGUCCACCAAGAGGUUCCCAGCGAACGGUUCAAUAUUGACACUCACUUCGACGAAACGGGACGAAAGAAGAACACGAUGCAAACAAGAUACGGCUGUUUUGUCGAGGAGCCAGGGUUGUUUGACCCAAGGUUCUUCAACGUUUCACCAAGAGAGGCAUUCCAAAUGGACCCAGUCCAGAGACUCACGCUACUCACUGCGUAUGAGGCUCUUGAGAUGGCUGGCUGCCUUGCAGGACGGACCCCGUCGACACAGAAUAACAGAAUCGGAACUUUCUAUGGCCAGGCUAGUGAUGACUGGAGAGAAGUCAAUUCAGGUCAAGAUAUCGACACCUAUUUUAUACCUGGUGGUAUACGUGCUUUUACUCCUGGGCGUGUCAACUACCACUUCAAGUUCUCCGGCCCCAGCUAUAGUGUGGAUACGGCAUGCAGCUCGAGCUUUGCGGCGAUCCAGCUUGCGUGCACCGCGCUUGCUAAUGGAGAGUGCGAUACUGCUAUAACAGGUGGUGUAAAUAUCUUGACUAACCCCGACAUUUUCACCGGUCUUAGCCGUGGCUAUUUUCUCUCGCAGACCGGUCAAUGCAAGACAUUUGACAACCAGGCAGACGGCUAUUGCCGUGCUGAUGGAGUCUCAAGUAUUGUUCUCAAGAGGCUGGAAGAUGCAGAAGCGGAUAAUGAUAAUAUAUUCGCCGUUAUCCUGGGCUCGAAGACAAAUCACUCGGCCGAGUCUGCGUCGAUCACACGACCCCAUCAUGGUGCUCAAGCGUUUCUUUGCCGCAGCAUCAUGGGAGAAACAGGCGUCAAUCCGUACGAGGUGGAAUACGUCGAGAUGCAUGGCACGGGGACGCAAGCUGGCGAUUACAAUGAGAUGCUUUCUGUUAGCGAGGUCUUCGCGCCAGAAGACAAGACGCCACGCUCCUCUCCACUGUACGUUGGGGCUGUCAAAGCGAAUAUUGGUCACGGAGAAGCUGCCGCUGGUGCCAUGUCGUUAAUCAAAGUCCUCAAAAUGCUGGAACAUAAUGCUAUUCCGCCGCAUGUUGGCAUCAAAAGUGGCAUCAUCAAUCAGAAAUUCUCGAAGAAUCUCACGGCGAGAAACCUUCAUAUUCCCAUGGAGUUGAUGCAUUGGCCUCCGCAUGUGGACGGCUCGCCUCGCCUGGUGUUCCUGAAUAACUUCUCCGCUGCGGGUGGUAAUACUGCAAUGUUACUGCAGGAAGGCCCACGGAAACGGCCUCCGUCGACAAACGAUCCUAGAUCGCAUAUGGUGGUUUCUGUCUCUGCACGGUCAUCGAGCGCCCUUAAGAACAACAUCAGAAAUCUGGCGGCCUACAUCGCUGCCAAUCCGUCAACUUCCUUGGCAGAUCUGUCGUAUACGACCAUGGCUCGGCGUAUGAUGCACAACUACCGAUUUGCUUGCUCCGCUCAAGACACGGCAGCAGUUCAGAAAGCAUUGGAAACUGCAUCUGAACAGGAUUUCCGCCCUGUCCAGCCUCAAAAACUGGCUUUUGUAUUCACUGGGCAAGGGGCGAUAUAUUGUUCACUUGCACGGACCUUGUUUGAGACUUCGUCGCAAUUCCGAUCCACGAUUCUGAUGUGUGAGAAGUUUGCUACGAGACAGGGCUUCGCCUCCUUCAUGCUUGUCAUUGAUGGGUCGGAGUCCGACCUGACCGCAUUAAGGCCUGUCACCGUGCAACUUGCAACGGUUUGCGUGCAAAUGGCAUUGGUAGAGCUGUUGGAAUCGUGGGGAAUCGAAGCGUCGGCAGUGAUUGGCCAUAGCAUCGGAGAGUACGCUGCUCUGUAUGCUGCAGGUGUUCUCUCCGCGAGUGACGUGAUCCACGUCGUUGGCCGUAGAGCGGAGCUCAUGGAGAAGCUCUGUACAGCAGGGAGUCAUGCAAUGCUUGCCGUCAAGGGUUCGACAUCAUCUUUGGCCCAGUACCUGGCCGGAACUGACGUUGAUAUUGCCUGUGAGAAUAGCCCAGAAGAGACUGUGCUGGCUGGACCGCAGAAAUCGAUUGAGAGCCUGGCGGAGACAUUGUCCGCCAGAGGACUACAAUCCAAGAAGCUUGAAGUCACACAUGCCUUCCACUCCUCUCAAAUGGAUCCGAUCCUUAGCGAAUUGAACAGCGCAGCCAGCUCAGUAACGUUUUCGUCGCCAAAGAUUCCGAUCAUUUCUUCACUUAUGGGGCGGGUUUUGGACCCUAGCGAGCUCAACCCUGAGUAUCUGGUCCGUCAUACCAGGGAAAGAGUUAAUUUCUCGGCGGCAGUUGCAGAUGCCAGGGAAAAGAAGAUCAUUGAUUAUCGGACCAUUUGGAUAGAGGUUGGCAGUCAUCCCAUCUGCGUGCGUAUGCUUAAAUCUAUACUCGGUACAGAAACGGUUGGCCUUCCCUCCCUGCGCAAGUCUGAAGAUCCGUGGACCACGCUUUCGUCCAGUCUGGCAACGCUCUACAACCAGGGCCUGUCGAUCAACUGGAAUGAGUACCAUAGAGACUUUGACGACUCACAUAGACUUCUCACUCUUCCUUCGUACGCUUUUGAUCUCAAAAACUACUGGAUCGAGUACCGGAACGACUGGUGUCUCACCAAAGGAGAGCCAGUAAUAUCAUCGACCGACAAACAGCCUUCUCCAAAUCUGUCUGCGCCGAAGAAACACUUUACUCUUACCGUUCAAGAGAUAUUAGAGGAGAGGAUCGAAGAUGACGCUAUAACGCUAUUGGCACAGUCAGAUAUUUCUCAUCCAAAGCUGAGAAACCUGAUCCUCGGCCAUGUUGUCAAUGGAGCCGGGCUCUGUCCUUCUGUGGUUUACGCUGAGAUGGCUUUGACUAUUGGAAGUUACCUGUACAAAAAGAGCGGUGAUGGCGCUGCACCGGCUGGAAUGAAUGUUUGCUCCAUGGAAGUCGACAAGCCGUUGAUCCUGAAUACAGACCCGAGCAAGGCCCAGCUAAUCAGAGUUGGAGCUACUCUCAGCGACGGCUCCGUCAAGUUCAAGUUCUUCAGCGUCGAUGAAAAAGGUAAAAAGACAGUUGACCACGCCGUGUGUCAGGUGAAGUAUGGCAAUCCACAAAAAUGGCUUGCCAAAUGGAACAAAAAUUCCUAUAUGGUCCACGAUCAAAUAAAACGACUGGACGCGGCGGUGGGCAACGCGAACACCCACAGGGUGGGCCGGGGAAUGGCGUACAAGCUCUUUUCGGCUCUGGUCAAUUAUGACGAGAGCUACCGUGGCAUGGAUGAAGUGAUCCUGGAUGCGAGCGCAUUUGAUGCUACUGCCAAAGUCACCUUCAAAUCCGCCGAGAGCGACCGAGACUAUUAUAUGGAUCCUCGCUGGAUAGACAACUUGUGCCAUAUCUCCGGAUUCAUUGUCAACGCAAGUGAAGCGACUCAAUCGGAUGAGCAAGUUUACAUCUCCCACGGUUGGGAAUCGCUCCGUUUCGGAGCCGCCAUCUCGCAUGGCAAAACCUAUCGAUGCUAUGCGCGAAUGCUGCUUUCUGGGAAUAGCGCUGUGAGACAAGGAGACGUCUACAUUCUUGAUGAUGAUACCGUUGUCGGACUGGCUGGUGGUGUCAAAUUUCAGUGUGUACCACGCAAGCUUCUCAAUCACCUGCUACCUCCGGUGAGCAAACCAUCCAAAGCAGCCGCUCCGCAGACAAAGGUGAAUAUCACUGCGUCUGCACAGAAACGCACUCUCCAGUCCGCGGCCCCUGCACGUGCAAAGUCGAGCAAGCCCGGGACGGAGUCACUCAUCACGUCCCAAAAGACGCCUGCUCUGACAGCUGUACCUUUGGUAAAGCUUUCAAGUGUGAAAGCGCUAGAGAUUAUUGCAACCGAGUGUAAUUUGGAGUUGGAAGAGCUGACCGAUAGUUCUGCUUUCGAGGAUCUGGGUAUAGACUCUUUGCUGUCGUUGACAAUUCUCGCGAGGCUCAGGGAGGAACUUGAUAUCGAGGUCGAGGCGUCCUUUUUCGUCGACAAUCCCACGGCCGGUCACCUGAAGAGUUUUUUUGGUUCAUCAUCUCCCAAGGAAGUGCCGGAAGAUCGGUUUGAUACCGGUUACAACAGCGCCUCUGGCUUCGUGACACCAUCCCGAGAUUCUUCGACCGAUCAUGACAGUGCAGAGCACGACAUCAUCACGCCCGUCAAUAGCAACAAUAACCUCUCCACUAUUGUCCGGACGCUCAUCGCCGAGGAGGUGGGAGUUGAUCUGGAAGAAAUAACAGACAACGCGGACCUUGCUGGUAUGGGGAUGGAUUCAUUGAUGACCCUUUCAAUCACUGCUGGAAUACGGGAACAAACAGAGCUCAAUGUCCCAGACGAUAUCUUGAUCCAGUGUACAACCGUCUCCCAACUGGAGCAGGCACUGCUUAUCAAUCAGCCUCCUACGAAAACAACGAGCCCUACUAUGCCUCAAUCAAUGUCUGCGACUGACUCUCAAAAGCAACCACCUCGGGCGUUAUCGUUCCUUAUUCAAGGAAAUCCCCGGACUGCCCGUGAAACAGUCUUCUUCUUUCCCGACGGCUCCGGCUCAGCCACAUCGUAUGCACCCAUUCCGGCUAUUGGCGAGGACGUCUGCGUUUACUCCCUCAACUGCCCCUUCAUGAAGACGCCGGAAGAUUUUAAUUGCGGUAUUGAUGGAGUGGCCUCCAUAUAUCUUGAAGAAGUGAAGCGGCGGCAGCCAAAGGGUCCCUAUAACUUGGGCGGCUGGUCCGCUGGCGGCGUCAUGGCUUACGAAGCUGCAGUCCAGCUACAAGCACGAGGCGAGACGGUUUCCAGGCUCAUCCUGAUUGAUGCACCUUGCCCAGUGAAGCUUGAACCCGUUCCAUCUAAACUAUUCCGCUUUUUUGAUUCAAUGGGGGUGCUCGGUGAUCGGAGUAAGAGAGCGUCUCCGCCAUAUCUCAUUCCGCACUUUGAGGCCAUGAUCCGUAAUCUGGAUACAUAUAUCGCCCGCCCUUUUCCACGAGGUACGGAACCGAAAGUCCUCGCCAUCUGGGCUCGAGACGGCGUCUGCAAAAACCCCGAGGAUCCACAACCCAAGCGGGAGCCGAAUGACCCCAAGGUGAUGAACUGGUUGUUGAAUAAUCGUACGGACUUUGGCCCGAACGGCUGGGACCAAUUAUUAGCCAAGGAGAGUUUCACCUGCGUUUCCAUGCAAGGAAAUCAUUUUUCCAUGAUUGUCGACCCACUGGUGAAGGAGCUUGGAAGGCUCAUUAGGCAGAAUUUCUGA